Molecule: messenger RNA, 4499 nt
Organism: Harpegnathos saltator (Jerdon's jumping ant)
Lineage: Eukaryota; Metazoa; Arthropoda; Insecta; Hymenoptera; Formicidae
Gene: spz5
Product: spatzle 5 Toll-1 receptor
Exons: 8
Coding region: 1346-2317 (323 amino acids)
Biological process (GO): central nervous system formation; innate immune response
Cellular component (GO): extracellular region
Molecular function (GO): Toll binding; growth factor activity
Source: RefSeq, a predicted model, not a curated record
GCGGAACUGGUUCGAACUGGUGUCUCUCGAGCGCCUUCAAGGUCUGCGUCAAGGCGUUCUCCACGGUGAUUUCUCCCCCCUCCCUUGUGGAUAACAAUUCGAUACAAUUGCUCGGAACUGAAUCGAACUGGACAUUGAAGACUAACGAUUGCGAAUUCGGGGUUACAACUCGUUACAGUCGCUCGAGCUCGCCUCGUCGCCCAAUCGCUCGCGUCCCAAGCUGAAAUCAAUCUCCAACACUCAUGCCCGGCACAGCGAAGGAUUUGCGCCGAAAGGAAGUGAAAUCGAAACGCAUGGAUAAAACAUGGGCUGAAAUCGAGUUUGCAAAGUCCGCUCUGCAUAUGAACGUCCGUGUCGUAAAAUAUUCGUCCGACAAUUUCCGAGCGGUGGGUUUCAACACGCAUAUUUCUUCCUCCGAGCAGCGUCGGUAGUAGCGGCAACGGUCGCGCAAUCAAGAUGUAUCGGUGUCAUCCGGGUAAUCCGGAGAAAAACUCAGCCUCGCGCUGUCAUAAGGUCGACGCGAAUCCCCCUCGCGCGUGUAUGUCCCAGUGAAAGUAUGCGUCCGCCUACCCCACCCUGAGGCUCAGCGCGGAACUCGUGCACGCCGCGUGUCCGAGGAAGAAGGGGUCCUUCCCAUCACGCAUACGUAUACCCACGUUGCUAGGUAGAGACUCGCGGCGUCAGCCGUAGGACCGAAUCGCGCCAGUGUCUGGACCCAACGUGGACACUUUCGAGUCACGUCGGCCAAAAGCGGCGAGACGUUGACACGUGGUGAUCGAGCGCGCGCUGGCAGUCCGUCGUAGUCGCGCCCGCACAGCGGAGUCGUCGUCGUCGUCAUCGUCGUCGUCGUCGUGGUAACACCGGACACCCGGCCACCCGGAGGAGAACACGAAGAACCGAAGGACCCGGGCAGCCAUUGAGAUCCCGUGCCGAGAUCCUCCUGGCUUCCUCGGCUGGCGCGACCGAGUCGAUGCGGACGGGAAUCGGAUCGCUCAGCGAUCGGAGCGGAGUUACACCGGCUGCCGUUUCUUACGGAACUCGGAGGGAGGGUGUCGGCUCUCCCGCUCAUCCCUCGCCUUCACCGUCCUCGCGUGGUCUUCAAGGGUGGUGGCGGCGGUCUCGCUACUCGGCUCCCGCGAGAUCGUUCCUCGGGCCUGCUGAUAUCGCGAUCGGGACGAUCGGCCGGCACGCGAUGCCAAUUAAGUGACUUUGCGGUCUCCUUCCUGCCGAGACACCUGCCGCAAGAGAAAGAGGGAGAGAGAGAGAGAGAGAGAGAGAGAAAGGCAGGUAGAGAAAAGGUCCCGUCGCACGCAGGGCUGGUGAAUCAAAUAACGAUCGAUCGGAAAUGGCGAUCGCGUGGCACCUAAUGACAAUCUUGUUCCCGAUGGUCAUCCGGGGCGAGCCCUGCACGGAGUACGGGUGUCCAGGACGGCCGCCGUACGAGCCCUUCGUCCCUGCGCCCCCGGGACACACCCCCAACUGCGCGGCACCGGGGCAGACUUUCUGCGAGUCUCCGGACCAUUAUCCACGCCGGCUCAUCAAGUUUCUCGUGGACAAAUGCAGCUACGACUUUAGCAGCGCGUUGCGGGACGAGUCCCGCGACGACUUCAACUCGUACAGUUCUCCUCCGGAUUACAAUCAGGGCUAUGAUUACCCACGACAAGACGGCACUCGGUUGUUCCAGCCGACCGGACAGCCAGCCCCGAUAUACGGACCCCCGGCCAACAGUAGCUACAAUCACGGCUACAAAUACUCCGCGCCGUCGCCGCCGCAGUCACAGAGGAACCCGUUGCUGCCGGACGUGGCGUUCAAGUACCACCGCAAUAUCCAACGACAGGCCGAGCACACUUAUUCGCAGGAGGCGUUCGGCCCGAAUCAAUCGUGGUUGACGAAUAGGUACUCGCGGAGCGACAAGAUGGCGCCUCGAACUUACCGCGUGAAUCCGCUGUUGAGCUACGCGAAAUCAAAGUCGAGCGACCGCGUGAAGAGGCAGUCGAAUGCAGACACUGUCGUGCUGUGCCCCACACAGGCGCAGUAUAUCGUGCCUAGAGCGGCCCUAAACAAUCAAGGCAACUGGAUGUACAUUGUCAAUCUCUCAGACCAGGAUAACAAGUACACGCAGCUCGUCAAGAGCGAGAAAUGCUUGAACGACGAAUGCAACGGCAUAUGUUCCCUUCCUAUGGGCUACCGCAGCAGGUGUCAACAGCAGUUCGUGCAGAAGAGGCUGGUCGCGCUCGAGGGCAGCGGCAAUCGCCUGUAUACGGACGUAUUCUGGUUCCCGCACAGUUGCACGUGCGAGAUCGCGCCGAAUUAUUGAGCGACCGGAGAGGAUCGGGAGUAUCACGGGCGAAGUGCGUCGAGAUCGCGCGCUCGCUCCCAAGGGUAAACCACUAGACGCACUUGCGGCCAAUUAAUCGAAGCGUUUUCCCCGCGCGAUCAGGACGCGACGCGCGCGUCGCGUCCCUGCGUACCGAUAAUGUAGCGUUCUGUGAGCGGGACGUACCCUCGCGAGAAUUGCGCGCGCGCGCGACGAGGCGCGACGAGGCGCGGCUCGCGUGCGCUUUACCAGCGGUGUGUUAAAAGGCGGACACGAGCGCGCGUUAUCAACGUAGCUGCCGUAGUGUGCGUCGCGCGAAAUAUAUCGUCCAUCGCGGCGUCCCGGCGUAAAUCCGCUCUCGUUACGGACGAUAUCGAAGCUGCGAGACGCGCCGGCACGGCUCGAACGUUUCCGUCGACGAUAAACCGCCGCCGUCGGCGAGAUGAUCCUCCGGCGGGAGAGGAAGAGCGAGAAAGAGAGGGAGCACAGCCGUAUCUCGCUUCCGCUCGCGUAUAGCGGCCCGUUCGUCGUUAAAUACGGCGCACGGAGAGCGGAGAGCCUUUUUACCUUAUUGAGCGGAGAGGAGAGCAGAAGCGCGCCCCCGAGGAUCGCCUGGAUCGUCGAUUGCGAGAACGAUUGCGCGCGAUUGCGGCUUCGCCUUGAUAUCGCAGAUUGUCAGUUUCCAGUCCGUUUCUUUUUGAUUAUUAUUAUUAUUAUUAUUAUUAUUAUUAUUAUUACGUUCUUUGUUCACGUAAGAAGGUAGGAAGUUUUCACUCGGGAGUGCGCCCCGAUGAACGAGCGAGUUGCCCAAUGAGACUCAAGAGGGACGGAGCGAGAGUCUCGUACGUUGCGUGAUGAAGCUCGGAGGUGAAUAUUAUUUUUUAUGUAAGCUAUUUAUAUAAACGAUCAUACGUAAAACGAAGACAAGACGGAGUCCCGAGGAGUUGAACGGCCCACUACCGACGACGAUUCCCCCCUGUAUUAUUACUGUUACGUAAGGACCAAGCGGAUGAACGCGCGCGCGAUUAUCCUGGUCGCGAGAGGACGAAAUAAUCCAUCGCGAGAGCGCUUGUCCAGAUAAAUCGUCGUUCCGCGAGUUCCGUGCGAUAAGCGUUUCGCACAAUCGCCUCGCUCCCGAGGAUCGGUCCUCCCGUUAUGGCGGAAUGUCGCGUGAAGCACGACAUCGCGCGCGCGUUUCUAAUCGUGGCGCCUUAUCGGCGCAAGGUGGAUGUCCUAGAUGCUCGCAGGAAUGCGGGAGCGGCGGCGGCGGCGGCGGCGGCGGAGGGAGCCGGGACGUAAAAUAAAGGAUCCCAGGACCAUCGGUUGGCAAAGGACGGAAGACGGGGGUGUGAGGCCCGUGCGACGGGUGACACAAGGGUGAGGACGAGCGGGAUAAAGCCCGCGGCGAGGGGGGGGGGACGCUGGAGGUCAGACACGCGCGAGUGUACCGCGGAAAUGUUGCGGGGCAACGCGCGCGCAGCACCCUUUUCGCGGCGUUCCCCGUCGCCGUCGCCCCGUCAUUGUCGCCGACGUCCUCUCGUCUCUUCGGGGUGAAACGUUUUCGUAUCGUUCGUGCCGCCUGAUUCUCUCCUCUGCGCGACCGCGCGACGAUCGGCCGCUCGACUCGCGCCCGACGUUCCCGUCGACCUGUCCGGGCGGUCGACGCUGCUGAAAAAGCGCGUUUCCGCGAGCAGCAGGAGGACAGCGGAGAGAAGAGGGGAGAAAGAGAGAAAAAGAAAGAGAGAGAGAAAGAAAGAGAGAGAGAGAGAGAGAGAGAGAGAGACGUUUCACGCGCCCUGGAUUCGUGCUCCCGCUAUAGAUUCCGUUCCGCUCGGAGAGUAGCGCUCCUUCUCUCUCUUUCUCUCUCUCUCUCUCUCUCUCUCUUCCUCUCUCCCUCCGCCGCACGCACCCACGUACGUACGCCGCGCUCGAGAGCCGCCCCCGUACCCUCCGCAGCUCCCCUCGGCAUCCCUCGGCGUUUCCAACGGAAAGAGGGGUGAAUCGUAGGCGCGCGCGCGCGCGUAAGUGCAGCGCGCGUGUGCGCGCGCGGUGCGCGUUGCACCUAUACGGCUCACACGGCAUGCACUUGUACCUUACGCGCGUUUCCCUCCACUCGUGCGUGACAGAAGUGUCGGUACACACGAGGUGGAUGGUAGAGGCUACUCCAAGGGUUUCCGUUUAU